Messenger RNA from Culex quinquefasciatus (southern house mosquito), 889 nucleotides. RefSeq lists its product as uncharacterized. NCBI's taxonomy places the organism in Eukaryota, Metazoa, Arthropoda, Insecta, Diptera, Culicidae. The record is from RefSeq and is a predicted model, not a curated record. Bases 115 to 756 code for a protein of 213 amino acids. Gene Ontology annotation, molecular function: prothoracicotrophic hormone activity. The transcript is spliced from 3 exons.
GUCAAUUACUUGUCUCAUCUUUGAAAUCCAUUAGUAACCAAUGGAUACGGGUUGACUCCCUGUAUCAGUAUAAAAAUAACCGACCACACAUGAAUUUCAGCCAGUUUAUUAAGGAUGAGACUAACGAUAAUUUCAAUAUGCGCUACGGUGCUAGUUACGUGCCAAACACAGGGCAAGCUAAAGUACGGUGCAACACCACUUUUUGAAAACAUCUUCCUUUCAUCGGACUAUGGCAACCAGAAGCUGUCCAGUGGACCGUCCAUCAACUGCUUCCCACCAGCGGAUCGAAACCACAAAUACGAGUGGGCAGGUGGUUUCAAUCAGGGACAUAUACUGGAAGAACUGCAUCCGGAACCGAGAGGCGAAGACAACGGUGUUGAUACCAGCGCGGAAUCUGACGAGAACCAAAUGGAUAAACGCAGCGAAAAGGGACGGGACAUGUCGUCCGAUUUGUACGCCCAGUAUCCAUCAUCAUGCGCGUGUCAAACGAAGUACGAACUGCUCGAUCUUGGCUACACGCACUUUCCGCGCUACAUCGUAAACGCCAUCUGCCAAAACCGGAACAUCAACAGCCGUAAGUGCUGGCGUGGAUCCCGCUGCAAGGAAAUCCCGUACAAGGUCCGAGUGCUAACAAGGCGCAGCGAGGAGGACUCCAACGAGCAGGAUCACCACGCUACGUUGUUGCCGGAAACGUUGCGGGAUUUUUGGCGCUUCCGGACGGUGACCAUUGCGGCGGCGUGUCAGUGUUCCAUAUAAUUAAUUGUGAAGAAAAGUGAGGUGCAAAGUUAAAACUAGUUUGGGGAUUUGAAAAAUCGGUGUGAUUAAAUUGCUUAUUAUAAAGAAGCAUCUUAUUAAUAAAAUUAUUAUUAUAAUACAAGUAGAAGAUGAA